AUGGCAGAAGUAGCUCCAGCUCCAACCACUCCGGCGAAAGCGGCCAAGAAGAAGGCAGCCAAAUCUACAAAGAGGCCCGGACCUAGCGUCAGUGAACUCAUCGUCAAGGCAGUAGCCGCGUCCAAAGAGCGCAAUGGUGUCUCCUUGGCUUUCCUCAAGAAGUCGCUAGCCGCCUCCGGUUACGACGUGGACAAGAACAAGUCUCGCGUCAAGACCGCCGUCGUAUCCCUUGUGAACAAGGGGGCCAUUGUUCAAACUAAAGGCACCGGUGCCUCCGGCUCCUUCAAACUGAACAAAAAGGCCGAGGGUAAAGCUAAGGCUCCAGCCAAGGCAGCCAAGAAGACUCCAACAAAAGCUAAGAAGCCGGCAGCGAAAAAGGUCACUUCAAGCAAGAAGCCCAAAACCGCUGCGGCAAAGAAGGCGGUGGUCAAGAAGACCACAAAGAAGGCCGCCAAAUCCACGACGCCCAAGAAGGCAGCUAAAAAGGCCACAAAGAGCCCUAAAAAGGCGGGAGCGGUAAAAAAGGCUCCCGUGGCAAAGAAGGCUGCAGCCAAGAAGAGUCCAGCCAAGAGGGUGGCCAAGCCUAAAACCGUCAAGAAGGCAGCACCCAAGAAGAAGUAG
Molecule: messenger RNA, 621 nt
Organism: Nerophis lumbriciformis (worm pipefish)
Lineage: Eukaryota; Metazoa; Chordata; Actinopteri; Syngnathiformes; Syngnathidae
Source: RefSeq, a predicted model, not a curated record